AUGCAUUCGAAAUUAUCGUAUCAUCAAAUCGAACAUGUUCAGCGAGAAGAGGCCCAUCAGACUGGCGGAGGACUUCCAAUCAAGCUCAAAGCCGCCCCCCACAUAGCGAUUGUCUUGGAAAAAAUCGGCACCAAACCUAGAGUGAAAGGCUUAAAAAAUCCUAUUGAAAUCUGUUCCAGCGCUAAAGGGAAUCAGAGUUACCAGCCAUCAUUAAGCGAAGACUAUUUUCAGAACCUAUUUUCUCAUGUAAUUGUUGAACCUGAUAAUCAAACUAGCAGUAACAGCGCCAUAGAUAUUCCGUCAGAAUAUACUUUCAAAAGGACGAAGGUAGAACAACUGCAUGACUUCGACAUUUCGGAAACAGAACUCAAUGAUCAUGCUGAUCACCAGUCAACCAGCAUUGAAAAGGAAUGUUCUAUAGACAAUCAAACUCAUGUGUAUUCAACCAGCAUCGGGAAUGAAAGAAGGGAAUUAGCAGACCAGAGGUUGAAUGAGAAAAAACGACUGGAACAUGAAUAUCUAGAAUUACGUAUGAGGAACGAGCAGAGUUACGCAAGGUUACUAGAAAUUCAAAUGGAAACCGCACAAAUAACCCUUGAAAACGCACGCCUCGAAAAACAAAAAUUAGAACUGCAAAUUGCAAAUGAAAUCAGGAAGCAUCCGUCAAAUGCAAACUCAAAUCCUGAUGAAGUUUAUCUCCUUCCAAUCGGUGACUAUCAGUGA
Molecule: messenger RNA, 723 nt
Organism: Cylicostephanus goldi
Lineage: Eukaryota; Metazoa; Nematoda; Chromadorea; Rhabditida; Strongylidae
Source: the annotation of a GenBank genome assembly